Messenger RNA from Neomonachus schauinslandi (Hawaiian monk seal), 1177 nucleotides. RefSeq names its product transmembrane protein 171 (gene TMEM171). The record is from RefSeq and is a predicted model, not a curated record. Lineage: Eukaryota; Metazoa; Chordata; Mammalia; Carnivora; Phocidae. The transcript has 4 exons. The coding region runs from base 122 to 1096 and encodes 324 amino acids.
CUCCCGGGACGCGCGCUGGCGCAGGUAGCGCGCACGCAGGACGAAGCCUCAGAGCUGUUGAAACCACUGGAGGGAAGGAAAUCCAUCCUGCCUGGUUCUGGGGAAGGGGCUUCUUCUGGCCAUGUCUCCUGUAGCUGCUGCUGAGCCAGACGGGGUCCAGCGAGACAGGCGUGUCAGCAAGCUCAUUUUCUUCCUUUUUGUCUUUGGUGCCAUCCUGUUGUGUGUGGGAGUCCUGCUCUCCAUCUUUGGGUUCCAGGCAUGCCAGUACAAAAUCUUCCCAGACUGCAGCAUGGUGCUGAAGGUCGCUGGGCCUGCCUGUGCCGCGGCUGGGCUUGGGGCUGUGAUCCUGGCCCGCUCGCGGGCACGACUUCAGCUCCGUGAGGGGCGCCUGAGGGGCAGUCAGGCGGACCCCGACCGAGCCUUCAUCUGUGGAGAGAGCCGCCAGUUUGCCCAGUGCCUCAUCUUCGGGUUUCUGUUCUUGACGAGUGGCAUGCUCAUCAGCAUUCUGGGCAUUUGGGUCCCCGGCUGUGGUUCAGACUGGGCGCAGGAACCCCUGAAUGAGACAGACACUGCCGACGUGGAGCCCCAGAUCUGUGGAUUCCUGUCCCUGCAGAUCAUGGGGCCCUUGAUUGUACUCAUGGGACUGUGUUUCUUUGUGGUUGCCCACGUUAAGAGAAACAACUUGAAUGAGGGCCAGGAUGCCUCCGAAAGUGAAGACAGACAGACGCAGAGCACGGACCCCGUCCAUGUCACUGUAGGUGAUGCCGUGAUAAUAUUCCCACCCCCACCACCACCUUACUUUCCCGAGUCUUCGGCUUCUACAACUCCGAGUCCUGGGGCUAAUGGUUUGCUUCCAAAUGAAAAUCCGCCUUCAUAUUACAGUAUUUUUACCUAUGGUAGGACCCCAACUCCUGAGGGCCAAGGCGCGGCCUCCGAGAGAGAUCAUGAAUCUAUAUACACCAUUUCUGGGACUGCUUUGGCCUCUGAGAUCUCAAUCACUCCGCAUCUCUCCUCUGAACUGCCUCCCAGAUACGAAGAAAAAGAAAUGGCGGCAGCCACAACCUCAUCUCCAUCUUCUGAGCCUUCCCCACCGUGAACUCUGGACUCCAGUUCCAUUUUCUAUAAAAUUGAUCACUGUUUUAUUUAAUUUGUUUUUUAAUAAAAAAAAUACAAUGGC